Molecule: messenger RNA, 3517 nt
Organism: Triplophysa dalaica
Lineage: Eukaryota; Metazoa; Chordata; Actinopteri; Cypriniformes; Nemacheilidae
Gene: tbc1d25
Product: TBC1 domain family, member 25
Exons: 7
Coding region: 384-2966 (860 amino acids)
Biological process (GO): activation of GTPase activity; regulation of autophagosome maturation
Cellular component (GO): autophagosome
Molecular function (GO): GTPase activator activity
Source: RefSeq, a predicted model, not a curated record
CCGGCUUCUCUGUGCAAGCAGUAAACGCAUUGGCUACAAAACCUUUAGUUUUAAAGAAUGGCAUGGCUAUUGUUCUGGUUGAUCCCCGAUAGAAAUAUUAGGUUAAUAUAUACCAGAUACUUCCUUCACAACCCUUUUUAUAAUUUGUAUAACCCUUUUUAAAAUACAAGCGUCCAUAGCUUUGCUUUCAACGGGGCUUUUAUCUUGAAACCUGUCCGCAGACGUUGUUUUGGAGUCUCUCAUUAACGGAACCUUCACUGAACCUGCUGAAGCAGUAGCAGCGGAGAAAACGGGUACCGCAUCCAUUGUUAUUUAUUUCACUUUAUAUUCUGGAUGACGACAACGCAUCUCUGAAAAGGACCCUCCGAAGCGGACUACCCACCAUGUCGGCUGAGGAGGAGAGGGGGGUAGUUCGUGUCAAAGUCAAGAAGUGUGAAGGGGUGUUACCGGUGGAGUUCCGCUCAUUUGCUGUAGAUCCUCAAAUAACCUCUCUGGAGGUGUUGCAACAUAUACUGAUACGAGCCUUUGAGCUGAAUGGGAAACGCAAUUUUGGGAUUAGUUACCUGUCCCGUGAUCGCGGAGGUUCGGAGGUGUUUGUGUCUCUGCUGUCCGACUGGGAUCUAGAUGCAGCGUUUGUCAGUGCAGCAAAGCCAUUCCUCCAACUCAAAGUGGACAUUAAACCAUCAGAGGACAGUCCAGUAUUGGAGGACUGGGACAUAAUCAGUCCUAAAGAUGUGAUUGGCUCAGACCAGCUGCAGGGAGAGAAGAGGUCAUUGGUAUCCGCCGCACUUCCCUUCACACAAACGCUUCUGUCCCAGGUGGGCCGCACCCUGUCACGGGUACAGCAGGCCUUGAGUUGGUCCUAUGGGGAAGAGAUGAAACCGUUCAAGCCUCCUUUAAGUGAUACUGAAUUUCACAGCUACAUGAACAGUCAAGGUCAGCUGACCAGGCCGGAAGAACUCAGACUUCGUAUUUAUCAUGGAGGGGUUGAGCCAUCUUUACGCAAGGUUGUAUGGCGAUAUCUCCUCAACGUGUAUCCAGAUGGUCUGACGGGGCAGGAAAGAAUGGACUACAUGAAGAGAAAGACAAGAGAAUAUGACCAGCUUAAGAGCGAGUGGAAGUCACGAGUCAGCCCAGAGGAUCUAGAGUUCAUUCGGGGAAACGUUCUAAAGGACGUUCUCAGAACUGAUCGAGCGCAUCCUUACUACGCCGGCUCCGAAGACAGCCCUCAUCUCACAGCCUUGACUGAUCUCCUCACCACCUUUGCUAUAACACACCCACAGGUGUCUUAUUGCCAAGGCAUGAGCGAUAUUGCCUCGCCGAUCCUUGCGGUCAUGGACAACGAGGCUCACGCCUUCAUCUGCUUCUGCGGCAUUAUGAAGCGCCUCGAGGGCAAUUUCCGUCCUGACGGCCAGCUCAUGUCCAUUAAGUUCCAGCAUCUCAAAUUGCUUCUGCAGUAUUCAGACCCUGAGUUUUACGCCUACCUAGUCUCUAAAGGUGCAGACGACCUGUUUUUCUGUUACCGCUGGCUGCUCCUUGAGCUGAAGCGUGAAUUCGCUUUCGAUGAUGCUUUGCGAAUGCUGGAGGUCACCUGGAGCUCUUUGCCACCUGACCCACCCGAGACUGAGGUGGAGCUUCUGGGGCCGCCGCUUGAGGCAGACCAGUCCACAGGCUCACGGGAUGUCCAUCAAAAUGUGGAAAUGGAGGUGGAAGAGGAGCAGACGGAACAGCAGAGGAGACGACACAUGCUGAGACCGUCCCGAGAAGAGGCAGAUGGAGGUCGUAAUCCGGUUGUGGAGGAGGAGAAGGGUUCGCGAAGGGAAGGCGAGGGAGGUUACAGCGUGGAUAAUACUGUCAAGAAGAAUGAUGAUGUCACAGCUCCAGUACCACCGUUUGAAAAACAAGCCAGCUUUGGGGAGUUUAAGUACUAUUGCAGUCGUACUGAGGAUAGUUUUGAAGAGAACGAUUGCUCUGAUUCCACAUCAUCUCCAGUGCAGUUUCAGUCGGCGCACUCCACGUUGCCGUUCUCCAUCCGCCAGUUCACAGAGGAAAGCGAGGGGGAUCCUGGAGAGCAGGAACCGCUUAUCAACGGUAACUGCACACCCUCAUCUCCAGGCCAGAGAGACUCUCCCAACGGUCAGGCAGCUUCCCCAGAAUCUGGUCUGCCAAACUGGAAAAGUAACUCCAGUCAAUCACUGGAAGCUUCUAAUUCACCGUCCAGCUGGCGAACAGCGUCUCCCGACGCCCUGUCAAAAUGCACAUCCUCCUCAUCAAGUGGCGAUAAAGCGGCAUCUCCCGAGAAAGCCCCCGGAGGGUUCGCGUCCUCACAAACUGGAGCCGGGGCUCAAUCUCCAUCAGUGCUCCCUGGGAAAUCUUCAUUGGCAUCUCCAUCCCAGGGUUACACUCGUUCUCUUCUCUCUUCCCCAGUUUUAUCCUUCGGCAAGUCGCCCAAACCGUUCUCCAGCAAUCUCCCCUCCCCGUGCAAACCCACGGGAACCGGUGCAAGCUCUCCAAACACAACCAAACCGGAAGGCGGCGGAAUGAAACCAUGCUCACUGCCUCCUCCACAAGAGUUCGGGAAAGGGAAUCCUUUUAUGCUGUUUCUUUGUCUUUCCAUUCUGCUGGAGCACCGGGAUCACAUUGUUAAAAACAGCUUGGAUUAUAACGAGCUGGCCAUGCACUUUGACCGCUUGGUCCGCCGACACAACCUUGGGCGUAUUCUGCAGCGAGCUAAAGCGCUUUUCGCAGAUUACCUUCAGAGUGAGGUAUGGGACUCUGAGGAAGGCGAUGAAGUCAGCUUGGACUCACCGGCUACUGCUGCGGCAUCCCCUCAGACCCCCAGCACUAGACCCCCUUUCCUCAAUGUACAGCCCUCUCAGGGUACGUUCCCAAAUUCAACGUACAAUCUGGCAAAUACUAUUCCUUCCCCGACUGUUCCCAUUGCUCUUUCUCCCUCAGCUUCAUGAUUGAUUCAUCUCCAGCAACCGGGCCCCGACAACAAAUAGACGCUCGUGUCGUAACACAAGCAGGUUUUUCAGCACACCUUUGUGUUCUACACAUGAUCUAUGGGACUUGUUUUGUUUUGAAACCAAAGCUCGAUGACUUUCUGAUUUUCCUGUUUACCGGCCCUGUCGUUGUACUGUACCUUUUUUAUUGCACUUUAUUUUUGUCCUUUGAAAGGACAGGCCAGUUUGGGUUUCAUUUCAAUUUGUAAAUACUGUAACACUUUUGAAAUGAUACUUUGAGAAAGGCACAUUAUGAAAAUGUAAACCCCUUUAUAUUAACCUCAAGUAUCUGCGUAUGUUUGUUGAACUUAUUGCCAGCAGCAAAUGUGAUUUUGGUAUACUGAUUAUUGUCCAGUGUGCUUUAUGAAACCUUAAGCCUUGACUUUUGUUUUUGCAAAACGUUUUAACGGGACAUCUGGCUUUCAGUACAGGACGAAUGUGCUGAUGUGGUAUUAAGUGUCCCAUUAAUGUGAAACGUUUAUAGAACAGAUAAAAGUCAGACCCAAUCUUGA